Annulohypoxylon truncatum is the source of this 1218-nucleotide messenger RNA. RefSeq names its product HAD-like protein. The transcript is spliced from 2 exons. Lineage: Eukaryota; Fungi; Ascomycota; Sordariomycetes; Xylariales; Hypoxylaceae. The coding region runs from base 196 to 1053 and encodes 285 amino acids. The record is from RefSeq and is a predicted model, not a curated record.
AAUUAAUAAGCCGAGGUACGUCUCGGAAUAGUUUUGGAGGAGGUCGGACAUAUACCGAUCUUCCACUUUCAAGAGACUCGAUAAAGAAACAUCAUUGACUCAUAAAUCUAGAUACAUGUUGGCACGAUCUUGCAAUCUUAUGUUUGUAUAAUGUUCAGUUGCAUAUAAAAUCGCAUAGGAACCCUAGACGGUACAAUGGCUAACCAUAAGAAGCCGAAAGUGCUUCUCUUCGAUAUCGGAGGCGUUUGUGUCAUCUCACCUUUCCAGUCCAUAUUAGACUAUGAACUAAGUCUAGGGAUACCACCAGGCUGGAUUAACUAUUCCAUCUCUAGAACAGCACCUAGUGGUUUUUGGCAUAGGUUGGAAAGGGGCGAGGUUAUCUUGGAUGAUACGUUCUACGCCGGUUUCGAUAAAGACUUACAUGAUCCCGUACGGUGGGACGCUUUCUACAAGAUCCAGCAGUCGAAGAACCCGAGUCUUUCCAAGGAGGUUCCUCCGCUUCCGAAUCUAGACGCACAUUGGCUCUUCAACGAUAUGAUGACGGCUUCAACCGCUCCAGACCCGUGGAUGCAUCCGGCACUGAGGAAUUUGAAGAAUAGCGGGGAGUUCAUCCUGGCUGCACUUAGCAAUACCAUCAUCUUCCCUCCAGGUCACGCACUUCAUCGGGAGGAUUUCUUCGCCGACCCAAUCAGGGAACUAUUCGAUGUUUUCGUGUCAUCGGCGCACGUAGGACUACGGAAGCCGGACCCUAAGAUAUAUGAAUACGCGCUGAACGAAGUAGACAAGUUUGCCAAGUCUCAUGCUGAUGAGGCGCGAGGGCGAUCGCUGGGUUGGAAAGACGGGGUAAAGCCGGAGGAUGUUGUCUUCCUCGAUGAUAUUGGCGAGAACCUGAAAGCUGCCAAGAAGAUAGGGUUUCGCACCAUCAAAGUGCCAUUGGGAAGAGCAUUCGAGGCAGUUGACGAACUCGAAGUUAUCACCGGACUCAAAUUAGCCGGUAACCAUCCUAGGAUACCUAUUAAACCCAAGUUAGGAGGCACGAAUGCCAAAUUAUAGUUACCUACAUAGUAGACAAUAGGGAUAAUUAUAGGCCAGUUCAUUACGUAGAGCGGAGAGCUGGGAGCGGACAAUGGGACCAGGUUUAUUUUACGUCAUGCAAAUCUGUUGACGAGUAGAUGUGUCGAUAUUCGGUUGCCCAGGUGGGUAAUGAAUUUAAUGAUU